CAAUAGUUCAUUCCAGCAGCUGUCGGAACCUAUGGGCGGUGCGCCGUGGACCGAGCUUCGAGCUGCAGGCUGCGUCUGUGGACUAUCCCUCUCUGAUUCCUCUGUGGUUUAUGAAGUUUUGCUGACGCCACAGCACUGCAGAAACUGGAACCCCCCGGCUUACCGGCAAGAGAGGCACAAUUACUAACCAAAUCAAAUUACCGACUUUCCGUUCAUUUUAUUUCAGGUGCGCUCCCAGUCCCAAUUUAAAGACAUCAGUUAAUAUCGCUUAUAUUUCCACUCCUAUAUUUUUUUAAGCCGAGGAAGAUUUGGGCUUGAAGUGACUAAAUUGUUUUUUUUAUGGAUCUGCUAAAGGAAUGAAUACAACUGCAGAGGGAGAACGGAUAAGUGCGUGACUGGAUGAAAAAAAUGGAAUGCAAAGAUCUGGACACCGGUUUAAGGGAAAAUGGCUUGCCCGCGGGCAAAUCUUUCCCCUCCACUCCUGAAGCCAGGCCCAGUGAAGAGAAAGAUGCAUACAGCAUUCUGAAAACAGACUCCUCCCCCAACCAGGACUCCUCCUCCACAACAGACUCCUCCCCUACAACAGGCUCAACUAUCAAAGCAGACUACUCCUUAAAGCCAGAAUUAUCCUCAAAACCAGACUCCACUUCCAAACCAGACGCCUCUACCAAACCAGACUCCUCUUGCAAACAAGCCUCUUCUGUGAAAACAGACUCCUCCUCCAAACCAGACUCCACAUUAAAGACUGAUGGUUCAUUGCCCCCCACUAGCAGGAAAGCUGGUCUUCAGAACAAGAAAGCAGAUGGACCAAAGCUGGAGGAGAGGCUGAAGCUGGCGAAGGAGCGGCGGGAGGAGAGGGCCCGAUACCUGGAGCAGCGUACCAAACAGCAAGCGGCGAAGAGGGCGCAGUGGCUGGAGAAGGAGGCGCGCGCUCGGCAGCAGAGGGAGCGGCAGCUGGAGGACCGCAGGAGGAAGCUGGAGGAGCAGAGACUGCGGGCGGAGAAGAGGCGUGCCCUCCUGCAGGAGAAGGAGCGCCAGAAACUGGAGAAGAACAAGGAGCGAUAUGACGCAGCAGUCAGAAGAUCAUCCAAGAAGACAUGGGCUGAGAUCCGUCAGCUCAGGUGGUCUUGGGCUGGAGGCCUGAACCAGACAUCCAGCAGAGAGAGUCGGUGCUCGACCUCGACUGUUGCCUCGCCGAAACGCGUGGAUUCGGUUUUUGCCAAGCGUCUGUCCAAGUCCUCAGCCUCGCUCUGGAGCACUCCCAGCGGAACCCGCAGUCUGCAGCUGAGUGCAAGGGAGAGUAAGAUCGUGGAGCGGCUGAUGACCCCCACCCUCUCCUUCCUGGCCAGGAGCCGGAGCACCAUCCUACUGAGCAGCGCCAAGGACUCACACUCAUGCCUGCGCUCACAGUCCGCCAACCCCCUGUCUGCCUGCACCCACACCUGCUCCGGGCACCGGAAGGUGUCCGCCAGCACACCCGACAUCACCCAGCGCCAGCGGAGGCUCGACUCCACCCCGGAGGAGAAGAAGAAGAAAAAGAAGAAGAAGGAGAAGAAAGACAAAGAGAGAGAGAAUGAAAGAGAGAAGGCCAUGGGGAAGGAGAAGGACCAGAAACCGCGACGGCCCCUCAAGCAGAGAGUGGAAACCAGCAGCGCUCCAAGAACUAGAAACCAGCUCACUCCACCAACCAAGACCUCCCAGAACAAGCCCACCUCCCCCAGCCCUGCUGCCUCUUCUGUGGGCCCCAAAACACGCCCCAAGAGGUCCAAAACUCCUGCCAGGGUGCAACUUCAGGCAACCUCCCCAGUUGCUGUGGAGACAGUUGGAGAGUCAGACAAGCCAGUCGGCCCUGAGGACACAAAGAGCUCCACCAGUGUUCCUCCAAACGUGGUGUCCUCUGCGCCAACCACAGCCCCCUCCCAGUCACCCUCCACCCCCCCUCCCUCCACCCCCUCUACCUCUGAGCCCUCUCCCUCUAGCCCCUCUCUCUGCACCCCUUCUACCUCUGCCCCCUCUACCUCCGUUGCCUCUCCCACCACUCCCGCCCCCUCGCCCUCCACUCCCACCCCCGCUCCCUCUCCGUCCACCCCCGCUCCCUCUCCCUCCACCCCAGCUCCCUCUCCCUCCACCCCAGCUCCCUCUCCCUCCACCCCCUCAUCCUCGGGCCCUGCCCCGGCCUCGUCACAUACUGGUGGCAAGCCCACAGCCGGCACCACCGACCAGGAACAGGCGGCGCGCAGCCUAGCAGAGAAACGGCGGCAGAUUCGUGAGGAGCGGGAGAGAGAGGAGCAGGAGCGGCGUGAGCAGGAGGAGAGAGACCGGGUUCUGCGUGAGGAGCGGUUGGCGUGGGAGCAGGAGGAGAGGAGGUGCAGGGAAGAGGAGGCCCAGCGUGUGGCAGAGGAGCAGCAGGCCGUGGCACAGCAGCUAGAGGAGGCGGCACAGAAGGAGAGUGACCGCCUUCAGAAAAUGAAGGAGGAGGAGGCAGCCAGGGCCCGAGAGGAGGCGGAGCGACUGAGACAGGAGAGGAACAAGCACUUCCAGAAGGAGGAAGAGGAGCGCAUGGAGAGGAAGAAGCGCCUGGAAGAAAUCAUGAAGAGAACACGCAAGACUGAGGGAGGGGACAAGAAUGAUUCCUCUCAGCAGAAGGGUUCCCCUGCACCUCAGGUUGAUGGUAAAGACGUACAAAGAGACACAGAGAGCAGUGAAACACCCCCUGAUGACAACCAGCAUAACCCACAUACAACACAGUCUAACAAGGUGGAAGAGACUGUCCAGCCGCAGGGUGGCAUGAAAGUAAGCCCUGUGAUAAACGGUGUCCAGGCCACCGGCCAGCACAACGGCCUGUCUGACCUGCAGAUCAUUCAGCUGGCUAAUCACAGGGGUGGCAGCGACGAGGGGCGGGACAGGUCAGAGCCGGCCAUCCCCAGUGGUCCAAUCCAAGCCCUCGAGAGUGGGGAACCCUUCCUGAUGACAACAGGCUCUUUGAAGGCCCAGCAUGUUGCAGGAGUCCUGUGAAAGUUCAGAUGUUCUGGAAGACGAGCCUUAACCAGCAAAGGAGAGAAGUGGCUCUGUUUGCCUGCACAGCUGAAAUACACACCUGUGCCAAAUACAGACUGCUCUUAGAAGCCUGAGAAUGUGUUCUCUUGGUGAGAAUAUAACUCUUCAAGAGAAAACGAAAAACAAAAAGGUUCACAGUUCAUGGUUUCGUGGUGCAUCGCGGUUACAUUGUAUUUAAAUAUUUCAUUCUGCACCUUAAAUGACUGACAGCAUAAUCCAUUGCAGAGAACAUCAGACCAGAAUAUCUAUUUGAGAAACUAUAUGAUUUUCAAUAAUGUUGCAUAAUUGUUAUUAUGAUUAAUAUAUAAUUGUUGUUGUCGUAAUUACUGCUAGUUUUUAUGAGUUGACAGAAAGCUGUCUUGAUUAUUUCCGUGAAAGAGAGUUAAGACUGAAAUUAGAAUAGCUGAAUAAUAUUAGUGACACUUUUUGUGUUCGGCCUGAAUGAAGUUGUUGAAGAGUGUGACUGUGGAAUAAAACUCUCUUUAAAAGGGA
This is a messenger RNA of Conger conger (European conger), 3549 nucleotides long. Its product is annotated as MAP7 domain-containing protein 1-like. Bases 400 to 3015 code for a protein of 871 amino acids. The record is from RefSeq and is a predicted model, not a curated record. Gene Ontology annotation, cellular component: microtubule cytoskeleton. The transcript is spliced from 19 exons. Lineage: Eukaryota; Metazoa; Chordata; Actinopteri; Anguilliformes; Congridae. Gene Ontology annotation, biological process: microtubule cytoskeleton organization.